AUGUUGAAACUUUUAAUUCCAUGUUUAGCGCUGCUGGUUUUGCUUCGGAAUAAGGUUGAGGCACACUCGACUACUACGUCUAGUGCAGUGCCGACGCAUAUAGUUUCGGUAGGAAUAGAAGGAUUGCAGUUUACGCCGACGGAAUUGGCUGCGAAUGUUAGUGAUGUAAUAGAAUUCCGAUUCUAUCCUCAGAAUCAUUCGGUCGCAAGGGCAGAAUAUGGAAGCAAUAGAGCAUGCAUUCCAUAUGAAGUUACGGGUAUCAACAAGAAAGGCUUUUGGAGUGGUUUUCAUCCAAUCAAUGUCGUGUUAAAUGAUCCUCCGAAAUUCCAAGUCGUGGUUAAUGAUACGAAUCCGAUCUUCUUCUACUGUUCGUCUCCAGGUGCUUGUCAUGAGGAGGGAAUGAUUGGUGUGAUUAAUGCUAACUCAACUCAAACACUCGCAAAUCAAUUGGCAUAUGCGAAGAAAUCCUCCUUACAAUUUAGUCCCGGUGAAAAUUUCCCCGUCGAAGCGGAAGCUUCCUUAACCUCGACUACACAUCCGACCUCCACCUCAUCCCCAAACCAACCUCCCAGCACAAGCAGCUCUCCUGCCGCAAUCGUUGUCACAGAUCCCUCACCCUCCUCUUCACCCUCAAAACUAUCUCCAGGCGCCAUAGCAGGAAUAGUCAUCGGCGCAUCCGCACUCGUCGUCCUAGCCAGUGCACUGCUCUAUCUAUGCGGCCGCCAACACACAAUCAAAGAAAUAUUGCACCACAACUCCCGCCCACCAAACAUGAGCUCUCAUCCGCAUAUCCAUCAUCCAGGUGGUCCAAAUACCCCAUCUUACAUGCCCCCCUCAGCAUCGCUUUCCGAAACAACAUAUUACAGUAAACCCCGCCAUCUCAUGACCGAAAAUGAAAUUCGAGGCCUAGGACAAUUUUCUGGCGCGGGAAGUGAGAAUCAUUCUCAUCUCUCUGAUUCCCACGUGGGAAGUGAAGGUUAUGUGCGAAGUCGCAGUCGGAGUCCUGGGGCUGAUGAAUAUGGAAUGGUGAUUCCGACGUUGAAUUUGGAGGGUACUGGGAGUGGGACGGGGGUUGGCGCUGCAAAUGGUAGGGGAGGAAGUAGGAGCCCGAGUUAUCAACAGGGGAAUACGGGUGGGAAUGGAGGUGGGAGUUUAACGAAUAGUCCUGGGAUUCCUGGGACUUUGGGUGUUCAGGUGGGGGUGGGGGAAAGUGAGAAGUUGAGGGGAUUAAGACCAUCUCCCUCCCCUGGACCCCCGAAUCAUUUCCAUUCUAACACUUCAUCGUCGGGACCUCACGAAUUAGCAACGCAUCAAGAUCAAAAUGGUACGCGCGGCUAUGAACGUACUCAUACUCAUACUCAUGAACGUUACGAUGAUCCGGAAAUAAGGAUAACUGAUCAAGAUCACCAGGGUGGAAAUACAUUCUUUUGGGAUGAAGGAGAAUCAAGAUGA
Molecule: messenger RNA, 1452 nt
Organism: Sclerotinia sclerotiorum 1980 UF-70
Lineage: Eukaryota; Fungi; Ascomycota; Leotiomycetes; Helotiales; Sclerotiniaceae
Exons: 6
Coding region: 1-1452 (483 amino acids)
Source: RefSeq, a predicted model, not a curated record